Messenger RNA from Myxocyprinus asiaticus (Chinese sucker), 7852 nucleotides. Its product is annotated as protein TANC1-like. NCBI's taxonomy places the organism in Eukaryota, Metazoa, Chordata, Actinopteri, Cypriniformes, Catostomidae. Gene Ontology annotation, molecular function: protein binding. The transcript is spliced from 26 exons. The record is from RefSeq and is a predicted model, not a curated record. Bases 106 to 5595 code for a protein of 1829 amino acids.
CUACACUGUAUGUGAGAGAGGAGCAGCGCACGCGAAAACUUUUGCCUCACGGAUUAUUCAUGACAUUUCUCAGUGUGAUUGUGAAGGGAUUCCUGGAGGGACGCCAUGUUUAAGGCCGUGCUGAAGAAAACCGGGAAAAACAGCAAGAAGGGCACAGGGGAGCCGUACCUGCUCAGUGCCCAGCGGAGGUGUCCUGGUGAUGGAGUGCAAGAUGCUAGCAGUGUCCUCCCGUACCCCCCGACAGAGGAAGGCCUCAGACUCAGUCUGUCUAAAGGUGUGUCCAUGUCUCUCCCCUCCUCCCCUCUCCUGCCCCGACAGACGUACGUGAUGGCGGCUCAUCCCUACAAGAAAUCUCCAGGACUCGUUAGAAAGGCUAAAUAUGUGGAGAGUCCACGUGUUCCUGGGGAUGCCAUCACAUCAUCGUUGAGGAAAGUGUCUGACACUACAACCGAUCUGGCCGGUGCUGGCCCCUCCCCUGCCACUCAGGAGUUGAUGACACGCUUGGGGUUCUUGCUGGGUGAAAGCAUCCCGGGCUCCACGCGUAUACCUAUGGACGAUAAGAAUGAGAAAAAGUGUGCAGUGAAUCAAGGGAUCAGUCCAUGUUCGACUCUGACCAGCAGCACAGCAUCUCCGUGUACAGACAGCCCAUGUUCCACCUUAAACAGUAACAGCAGUCGACCGGCAGUGAGUCACCGCAGCCCCUGUGGAAACAUCAUCAGCCCCAGCUCCACCCUCGAGAGCAAAGACAGCGGGAUUAUAGCCACUAUCACCAGUUCAUCAGAGAAUGACGACCGCAGCGGCUCCAGUCUGGAGUGGAGUAAAGAGGGCAGUAUAAGGAGCUGCGGUCAGCAUGCGUUGGCACAAAUAACUGCACGGGCAGACACGUGCUCUCCGGUGGCCGAGGAGGAAGCGUCAAAGUCCGGGGCAGAGGGCAGGGGCAGGACCAAGACGACUUCAGGAGCAGCAGGGCCAAUUUCUGAGGGACCCAUGCACUAUCUCACACAGAACUCGUCUAGUCUUAUGAUGCCUCGACCGAACUCGGUUGCAGCGACGAGCUCCACUAAGCUGGAGGAUCUGAGCUAUCUUGAUGAACAGCGAAACACCCCCUUGCGGACGUCCAUCCGCCUGCCUUGGCACAACACCGGUGGCAGAGCUCCACACGACAAAGCUCGCUUUGCUCCGUACAAGCCCACUGACAUCAUGCUCAAGCCGCUGCUGUUUGAGGUGCCCAGCAUCACCACUGACUCUGUGUUCGUGGGCCGUGAUUGGCUGUUCCAGCAGCUUGAGGAUGACCUGAGGCCCAGCGAAUCAGGCGAGAGCUCUGGGGCCAUCCUCGUGGGUAACGUGGGCUUCGGCAAAACCGCCAUCAUCUCCCGCCUGGUGGCCCUCAGUUGCCAUGGCGGCCGCAUGCGGCAGAUCGCAUCCAACAGCCCAAGCGCAUCUCCUAAAAGUGGGGAGCAGCGUUCAGAAUUGCCCUUGAGUCAACCGCCUCAACCUAACCCUCCCCCGAGUGCCACCAACACCCUGAGAUCCAACAGCUGUCCCAGCACACCUGAGCUCCAGCGACGCCGCGAGGAGGCCGUCAAACGACUGUCUGCGAAGGUGGUGGCGUAUCAUUAUUGUCAGGCUGAUAACACGUACACGUGUCUAGUUCCUGAGUUUGUGCACAGCAUUGCGGCUCUUCUGUGCCGAGCGCAUCAGCUCACCGCAUACCGUGAGUUGCUGCUGAAAGAGCCUCAUCUGCAGAGUAUGCUCAGUCUGCGCUCCUGCGUGCAAGACCCCAUGGCUGCCUUCCGCCGGGGCAUUCUCCAACCGCUCGCCAACCUACGCAAAGAGAGGAAGAUUCCAGAGGAAGACUACAUCAUCUUGAUUGACGGGCUGAACGAGGCGGAGUUUCAUAAACCAGACUAUGGCGACACUAUUGCCUCCUUCGUUACCAAGAUCAAUCCCAAGUUCCCCAGCUGGCUCAAACUGAUCGUCACUGUGAGAACGAGUCUUUUGGAGAUCACCAGUCUGCUGCCCUUCUCCAAGAUCAGCCUGGAUGAAUUCCCAGACAGCAAAGAGAUCGGGACGGACCUGAACGCCUACAUACAGUACCACAUCAGCAGCAGCCAGAACAUUCUCAACAACAUUUCCCUUAACGGUAAAGCCGACCCCAUCAUCGUGGGCAAGGUCAGCUCCCAUCUGACCUCCCGAAGCCAGGGGUCAUACCUGUACCUAAAAUUGACCCUUGACCUCUUUGAGAAGGGUCAUCUGGUCAUUAAGAGCGCAAGCUACAAGGUGGUCCCCGUCUCUCUGUCGGAACUCUACCUGCUUCAGUGCAACAUGAAGUUUAUGAGCAACUCUGCGUUUGAACGCGCUAUGCCUGUCCUCAACGUGGCGCUGGCGUCUCUUCACCCCCUCACAGACGAGCAGCUGUUUCAGGCGCUGAACGCGGGCAGCGUGAGAGGAGAACUGGCGUGGGAGGACUUCCAGCAGAGAAUGGAGAUGCUGUCGUGUUUCCUGAUCAAACGGAGGGAUAAGACACGCAUGUUUUGCCACCCAUCCUUCAGAGAGUGGCUGGUAUGGCGAGGUGACGGAGAGAGCUCAGACUUCUUGUGUGACCCCAGGAGUGGUCAUGCCCUGAUUGCGUUCAUGUUGUCCAGGCAGGAAGGGAAGUUAAACAGGCAGCAGACUAUGGAGUUGGGCCACCACAUCCUAAAAGCGCACAUCUUUAAGGGUUUAAGUAAGAAGACCGGUGUGUCGUCCAGUGUUCUCCAGGCAUUAUGGAUCUGUUGCAGUACUGAUGGUUUAUCUGCUGCUCUGGCCUCCCUGAGAAACCUCUACACAUCCAAUGUCAAGGUGAGUCGUUUGCUGAUGCUGGGUGGGGCGAAUGUCAACUAUCGUACGGAGGUGUUGAACAACGCCCCAGUGCUCUGCGUCCAGUCUCACCUGGGUCAUCAAGAGAUGGUCGCCCUGCUGCUGGAGUUUGGGGCGAAUGUUGACGUGCUUUCAGAGAAUGGCAUGAGUUCACUGUGUUACGCAUCGGCUGCUGGGCAUCUGGGACUGGUCAGUCUGCUCUGUAAGAGAGGAGCCAAGGUGGAUCACGUGGACAAGAGCGGUCAGUGUGCAUUAGUGCAUGCGGCUCUGCGGGGUCAUCCCGAGGUCAUUACGUGUUUGCUGGAGUUGACCUGGAGUGAUGAAGGUCAUCAGAUGGACCUCAGCCUGAAGAACAAAGCACUGCAGCAGGGACUCAUAGCAGCCUGCAGUAUGGGACAUAUACAUGUGCUGGAAGGCUUGUUGACGUUGAAUAAUGAACUGACUGUACAGAUUGAUGCUCAUGACACGCUUUGGGGUGAAACAGCUCUGACAGCAGCGGCGGGACGGGGAAAGAUGGAAGUGUGCAGCUUCCUGUUAGAGCAGGGAGCGCAAGUUGAGCAGGUGAACAGACGAGGAGCAUGUGCGCUCUUCUGUGCUGUGCGACAGGGACACUGGCAGAUUGCAGAUCUGCUGUUGCAGCACGGUGCUGAUGUGAAUGUAAGUGACAAACAGGGUCGCACACUGUUGAUGGUUGCUGCGUGUGAAGGGCAUCUGAGCACCGCAGACUUCUUGUUGUCUAAAGGUGCCUCUUUAAUGUCGGUGGAUAAGGAGGGGUUAACUCCUCUCAGCUGGGCGUGUUUAAAAGGACACAAGAAUGUUGUUGAGUUUUUGGUGGAGAAGGGUGCGGUUAUUGACCACUCGGACAAGAAUGGACGUACUCCACUUGACCUGGCUGCUUUCUAUGGAGACGCAGACAUCGUGCAUUACCUGGUUGAGAAGGGAGCCGUGAUUGAACAUGUGGAUUACAGUGGCAUGAGACCUCUGGAUCGAGCCAUCGGCUGCAGAAACACAUCAGUGGUGUUGACCUUACUGAAGAAAGGAGCUAAAUUAGGUAACGCUGCCUGGGCGAUGGCGACAUCCAAACCGGAUAUCCUGAUUAUCCUCCUACAGAAACUCAUGGAGGAAGGCAAUCUGCUUUAUAAAAGGGGAAAGAUGAAGGAAGCGGCUCAGCGGUAUCAGUAUGCAUUGAGGAAAUUUCCCAGAGAAGGUUUCGGUGAUGAGCUAAAGGCCUUUAAGGAGCUGCGAGUCUCUUUGUACCUCAAUCUCUCCCGCUGUCGCAGGAAAACCAAUGACUUUGGCAUGGCGGAGGAGUUUGCCACAAAGGCGCUGGAGCUCAAACCCAAAUCGUAUGAGGCGUACUAUGCUAGAGCCAGAGCCAAACGGAGCAGCAGACAAUUUACUGCAGCAUUAGCAGACCUGCACGAGGCGACCAAACUCUGCCCUAACAAUCGCGAGAUCUGCCGUCUGCUGGCUCGUGUUGAGGAGGAGUGUAAACAGAUGCAGCGGACACAGGGCAAACAGCAGGGGGCGCCAAACGCACCGACUGCCAACCACGACUCGGAUCACGAACGCGGCGAUCGAGAGGACGAUGACGUGACAGAACACAGUCUGGGAAGGGAUAUCGAUGAGGAGGAGGAGCUGGGCUCUGAGGCAUGGCCUCAGAACAUCUACUCACCCAAACGGAGUCUGCCGGAUUCUAACGGCCGUUCAGUGUCGCCCCCUCACAGGCAAAGCCUUCGACAACAGAACAGAGAGCCCGUGGCUCAGAAGAGCUUGGUUCUGCAGCCCAGCAAGCAGGCCCAGAUUGUCAAAACCAACCAGCACCUUGGAUCUGUACAGGUAGGGUGUACACGACAAACAAGUACCAAGUCACAGUAUGCGCCCUCCAGUCCGAUCCCGAGUCGUCACAUAUCAAGCGUGCUCAAAGCAGGGCCAGGCAUUAACAUCAACCCUCUAUCGGCCAAUUGCGACGAUGCAGGACGCGCCUUAAUGGCAGCAAGUCAAGAAAUCGAGGAUUUCCACCUUGCACACUCCUCCUCCAGGACUCAAGAAAGAGUCUCUAGAGAGGCUCCAUUUGUAUCAUCCAUGGAGGGAAUGGUACUCUCCAUGGCCUCAGGAGUUCAAGGCCAGGACUCGAGGACGGGGUCACAGGCAACCAACAUGAGGGUUUCGAGCUCCACGAGUAGCCUUGCUUCAAGCAGUAGCUUAUCGGACAGUGGGAAAGCGCAAGGUCCAGAUGUACGUACCAAAACAGACACGGACAAGCCCAAGCUUAGCCAGGGAGGAUCCAUGGAAUACAAACCCAGACCGUUCAUGGGGAUUAUGGACAAGACGGCUCGAUUUCAACAACAGCAGCAGCUGAGUCACCCACCACCAGUGUCUCGUGGUUGGCAAAGUCAAUCCACUGAAGGUCUGGUCAGCCAUAGCAUGUCUUCGGCAGGUGUGAACUGCGAGCUUGCAUACGGCAAACCGACCAGCGCUUACUACGAGCAACUUAAAACUCCCUCUCAGGGUUCUGCUUUGGGCAGCCUGCACAAUGGGAGUUUACAUUUGAAAGAGUUCAACGACAAGUUCUACCAAGCAGCCUCUUAUCACAAAGAACCCAAGCCAGUUCAUGCCAUGACACAUUCCUUCACAGACAGUAUGCCGAAGCAGCCCGGCUUGACUCGAGAGAACCCCACUAUUCCUGUAGCUUUAAUGAAACCAAAGAGAUCCUUUAUAGAGUCUAAUGUUUAGGGUGUAUUUUUAGGCAACCUCCGUUCCCCCUAAGGUAUUUACUUUGAGGAUCGUUCAACUGGCAUCUCUAAUAUAUACACUUCCAGUCAAAAGUUUGGACAGACCUACUCUUUAUUUUAAAAUAAAAGUAUCAAAACAACGAAAUAACACAAAUGGAAGGAUGUGAAUUAUGCAGUUACCAAAAAUGUAAUGGAAAUUAUCUUAUAUUUUAGCCUCUUCAAAGUAGAAACCCUUUAUGCACAGUUCAUCACAAGCCCUUUUGACAUUUAAUCAUGUGCAGGAUAUGAAUUAUAGAUAUCUGUAAUUCAAUUCUCACUAGUUAAAAUGCUAAUUUGAUAUCAGUUAUUAUAUUUGCCCUAGUAAAAAUGUUAAUUCUUGAUAUAAAAAAUGACAUCAUUACUCAUGGAAAUACCCAUUCUUGAUAUCAAAAAUGGAAUUUCAAUCACAGUAUCUGUACUUUUACUAGUAGAAUUUUACAAUUAUCUGUCAUUCCUUUUCAAAACACAAUUACAGAUAUCUAUUAUUUGUUUCUUACUAGUUGAAAUUCCAGUUUCAGCUACUGUAUGCUCUUACUAGUAAAAUUAUAUAUUUUUUAUAUCAGUACAUUGUUACUAGUACAAAUAUCCAAUCCGGAUAAAAACAAUUGAAUAACAACUAGUAAAAAUGCUAAGUUUUGUUAUUUAAAUUUAUUUCAACAUGUUAGAUUUGGUAUUUCCGAUACUAAAAAAUGUAAAACUAAUUACAAAUAUCUUAAUAGGCUUUCUUACUAGAUACUAUAACAUUAUAUAAUAUAUAACAUUACAGCAUUUAUUAAUCUUGGUUACGGUUAAUUUAUGAAAAUACAAAUGUUAAUUGUAAGUUCAUAAUGCUUUGACUAAUAUUAAUGUAUAUGUUUAAUAAAAAUAAAAGAAGUAUAGGUUGGAAUUAACUUUAACCAAGAUUUAUAAGUGCUGUAAAAGUAUUGUUCAUUGUUAAUUUAUAUUUACUAAUGUUAAAUUGUUAUUGUGACAUCACCGCAAACUAAAGCUCAUGAGAACAUAAAUUCAGCCAAGUGUGUCCAGACUUUUUACUGGUAUUAUAUACAAUAUGUACAGAACAUUAAAUAUUUUAAUUUUACCCAAUAUUUUACUCAAAAUUAAUUAUUUUUGAUAGGAUAUUUAUACUCAAGUUCAAACUUCCGUUAAUUGGUCAAACAGGUGCAAUAAUCGGCCAAAUGCCGAUAAUCUCAAAAUAACCAAGUAUCAGUCAACUAAUCGGCCUGGCAUUAUUUUACACAUUUACUCAAAAUAUUUUCAACAAGUUAUUAUUUGGCAGGAAAUGUAUACUCUGAAAUUAAGACUGAUGUUAAGCAGGUGGAAGAUUGGUUGAUGCCGAUCAUUUUAAAAUAAAGUAUUCGGCCGAUUAAUUGGCCUGGUCUAUCACUACUCCUAAAUGACCAUGUUUUCUUUAAGCAUUGAACAUGGACAAUUAUUUAGGGUGGAUAUAUUUUUUUAAACCCUUCAACCGGGCUGCUCGCUCACUGUGUGUCAAAGAGAGAAAGUGCACUGAAUCACUGGAGGAACACGGCAAGGCCACGACACGCCACUAAUGACUGAUAAUUGAAACUAUAGAAGGACUAGUGAUCCGCACAAGGGGUUAAUGUUGACCGGCAUUCCUCUGCUAUGAGAAAAAUCAGACCCUCUUACAAUGUAAAUAUUGUGUGUAUUUCCCAUCUUUUAUGUGAAAACCAUGCAUAUCUACAAACAAUUAAGGUUACUAACAAAAAAAAUGUACCUGGUUUGUAUGUUUGUACAUUAUAUUUGAAUUUGCCCAACAAUGUUAAAAAGUCUGUCCCUGUUCCUGCUUGUUAUUUCUGUCUAGAUUAAUUUAUUUACAGCGCCUCUUGCUUGGUAUCUGUAAAAGCAAGCAAUAUAUUUUAUAUAGUUAUUUUUGCACAGCUACUUUUAAAAGAAGUAUGAAAAUGGAAAUAUGUUUCACGAUGCCAAUACGAAACUAUGGAGGCUAUCUGGGUGUGUGCGCAUGCUACCGUUUAUAAGAAUUGGAGAAAAUAUAUAAAGUUUUAAAAUAUACAGGUGAUAAUAGGAAUGAGAUUGGCAGCAGUUAUAUUUUUAAUGUGGAUAAAAAAAUAUUUUUUCUGCAAAUGUUGCCUUUUGAGUUGUGUGAACUGUACAAUCUGUUACCACAUCCUGUAUCAAAAAUGAAUUUCUGCCAUGAUCCAUCUAAGGGAAAUAAAAAUCCCACUGGAACCAAAAAAAAA